ACGUGAUACAUUACAUAAGUUGCAAACAUCACAAUAACCGUACUUUACACCGAUGGAUCUACUGUGAGUGAGGAAGAGUGGAUCAGCCACAGUCAAUGAUGGUUGAUUUAGCGAAAGAGGCAUUCAAUACUCAGAAUUUCCAACUAGCAGUGGAAAUUUAUGAGCGAACGAUAAAAGAAAACGGACCAUCCUUGGAACUAUGCAUAGGACUGGCUGACAGUUUUGCCUCGUGUGGUCACUUUGAAAAAGCUUUUGAUACGUAUGCGAGUGCUUUCAGACUCGGAAACUUGACCCAGUCAUCUUUAAAACAUUUGGUUUCGGCUCUUGUGAACGCUGUAAAGCAGGACAGUAUUGCCACAAGUGCAAAUAUGAGCAAAAGUUUCAUGUUUACAUGCACUAUAUGCAGGGGACUUUUUAAUGAACCAGUGACUAUUCCGUGCGGACACACUUAUUGUAGAAAAUGUUUCGAAAGAGAUCAAUCAAAAGCAUGUAGAACAUGUGGUACUCUUCAUCAUUUAGUGAGGACUUCAAAUUUUAAAUCCAACGUGUUACUGAUGAGAUUAAUCGAAAGUUGGUUCCCUAAUGAAAGUAAAGCUUCGUGUUUGAAAUCUGAAGGGAAUAAGUUUUUUGAAAGAAGAAAAUACGAUAGAUCGAUUGAAAUGUACAGUUUAGCCAUUGAAUUGUCUCCACAUGAUCAUUUGUUACUGAGCAAUCGUUCCCAUGCAUUUGGCUGUCUUGAUCGCUAUAGUGAGGCUCUGCAAGAUGCAGAAAAAGUGAUCAAACUUCGACCUGAUUGGCCUAAAGGAUACUUCAGGAAGGGUUGUUCCCAGUUUGGUUUGAAUCUGUUUGAAGAUGCUGUGGUGUCAUUGCUACAAUGUCUAGCAUUAGACUCUGAAGUUCAGGCAGCAAAAGAUUUCCUUGCUAAAUCUCUGCACAAGAUUCUGUCCCCAUUCCCAGAUGAUGAUGUCAAAGCUUUGGCUUUAAAGAAUCAGUUUAACCCUUCGCUGCUGACUCGACUGAUUCGGGCCAACUUCAGCUCCUCUCUUCUUCUACCUCACAUGACCGUCCACAAAUUGGAGCAACUCAAGGACAUCAUCGAUGAAACCCUCUGCAGUGCCACCAACUUCUUACUUGAACAAGAAGAAGUCAAACCAAGCUUUGAUCAUGUUGAUAUGGAGGAACAGUGUUCAUCUGGGCAUGUUUCCUUUGGUCAGAAUGACAACAAUGUCCUUCCCUUAAAUUUUAAAAGUGCAUCAGAACCAAGCAGCAGAUCAGAGUCGCCAGUCUUUUUCUGUCGAGGUUCAAGGUCACGUUCACACUCGCCCUCGGGGAGGAACAUUGACAUCAACAGGAAGCGGGCCAGAGAACCGAGCACCACCCAACCACCACUUUCCCCACAGGAAUCACCGCAAAAACAACAAAAGUCUGAAGAAAUUGUACCAAUGGAUAUUAGCAAAAUCUUAGUGAAUGUUGAAGACUUUGAAUGCAGUUUGUGUUAUCGACUGCUGUAUGAACCAGUAACCACCCCCUGUGGACACUCCUUUUGUCGUCCCUGUCUAGACAGGUGUCUGGAUCACCAAAGCAACUGUCCUCUAUGCAAAAGCACAUUGGCUGAGUAUUUGGCUGAGAGGCGUCAGACUCGAGAUGAAUCUUUGGAAAAUAUUAUCAAAACAUAUUUCCAAAAAGAAUAUGAAGCAAGGAAAAAACUUCAUGAAGAUGAAAUUGCAGAACUUGCCAAGAUGGGUGAAGAUGAGAGACAUCACAUCCCCAUUUUUAUUUGCGCCAUGGCUUUCCCUGGAGUGUCCUGUCCACUGCACAUAUUUGAACCUCGAUAUCGACUGAUGAUAAGACAAUGUAUGGAAGCAGGGACUCGCCAGUUUGGCAUGUGCAUUGCAGAUGGUGAAUCAGAGGAUGAGUUUUCGGAGUUUGGCUGUAUGUUGGAGAUCAGAGAUGUCCAAUUCUUCCCUGAUGGCCGGUCCCUGGUGGAUUGUAUUGGAGGAAGGAGAUUUCGAGUUUUAUCCAAGGGACAUCGAGAUGGGUACAACACUGCAAACGUUGAGUUCCUGAGGGAUGUAGUAGUUAAAGAAAAGGAUAUGGAAGCCGUUAACAAACUGCAAGAAAAGACCUACAGUGAAGUGAAAAGCUGGUUUGAAAACCUCCCAGGGAUACAGAGAAAUCAGAUCAGUCGCCAUUUUGGUGGCUUUCCCUCCUACGACGCUGAUUUUCAGGGUAAUCCUAACAGCACUGCUUGGCUAUGGAAAGUCCUGCCAGUUCUCCCUCUGGAUCCUAGGAUCCAGUUAAAAAUGCUGGCAAUGACCUCCUACAAGGAGCGGUUAGAGGGCAUACUGAGAGUGGUGGAGUACAUUAAAAGACGGCAGAGUUCAUGACUAUGGAAGAUACCUUAUUUCCUGAAUUACCUCCCAUUUAACUACCAGAUAGUGAUAGGGCUCGUUAUAGUUAUUGCUUUAUUUAUUCAAGUUGCAAUCUGAACAAUCUUCUCGUUUAUAUUUUAUAUUUAUAUUUUAGACUAUCCAUUUUCUUAUCCAGAUGUUUGAAUGCUGUAGGAAGAUUUGUAUCUUAAGAGAGAUGCUGUAUUUGUGAGAGUAUGGGUAGUGAGAGAGGUGUCUUUGUUUAUGUGUUUUUAUCAACUGGUUAAUGCAUCUUGUCACAAUUACUCACUGAAAUGAGGCUUUUAAAGAAUAAGUAUAUUUACUUAUUUACUUUAGUGAUAUAGAAAAUGCCGAUACCGAUAAUUGUCAUAGAAGAGAACGGUUAAGUUACUACAGUUUGCCAAAAAUGAUUUUACAAGUGUUGGAGUUUUUAUGUUGGAUACCUCUUCUUGACAUGGACUGUUUUAACUAAAACUUUAAAAUGAAAUUUUACCUGUUAAAAGCAACUACAGCAUUCGGUAUGGGAGAUUGUGUGCAAAAGCAUUGUUUGAUACCAGGUAUAUUGAGGGUAAAUCGAUAAUUAUAUUUAAAUGAAUAAUUUAACUAUCUAAUCAGGAUGAGCUUCUGUGUCUGUCGAUUGAUUUACUUUGAUUAAUAUGGUCUGCAAUGAGUACCUUUGAACUGUGAUAUUUCUUCAAACCUUUCAGGUCAAAUAUUCAAUGUAUAUUUUUGUAUCUUGUUUUCUUUUUAUGGUUGUAAUAUAUGUAACACUGGAUUCAUAAUUGGCUGUAAAUCUGCUUUGGAGCUUUUUAUAAGAGCUACAAUAUUGAAUUUCACAGUAUUUUGAUUGUGUUACCAAGAAUUGAUCUGGGGGAGUCCUGUAGUUAUACAGAAUGAAAUGAUGGAAAUUUUCCAAAUGUCCACUGUUUUGUCGUGUAGUUUUACCCUCAUAAUGUCCAUGUCAAAUCAUGUUGGUCUUGUCAUUGGGCAGGAUAAACCCUCAGAGUUGACCAAUCUAGUAUAUAGUGGUCUGUGUGGAUGGAUGUCAUCAUUUGAUUGUUUAAACAUGUUAAUUAUUAUUUGAAUGCGACAAAGUUUUUACAUUGAUUCAAUAAAAAUAUACGAUACCUAA
This is a messenger RNA of Magallana angulata, 3522 nucleotides long. RefSeq names its product LON peptidase N-terminal domain and RING finger protein 3-like. Lineage: Eukaryota; Metazoa; Mollusca; Bivalvia; Ostreida; Ostreidae. Gene Ontology annotation, molecular function: protein binding. The record is from RefSeq and is a predicted model, not a curated record. The transcript has 11 exons. The coding region runs from base 96 to 2387 and encodes 763 amino acids.